Manihot esculenta (cassava) is the source of this 2666-nucleotide messenger RNA. RefSeq names its product protein trichome birefringence-like 11. Gene Ontology annotation, molecular function: O-acetyltransferase activity. The transcript is spliced from 4 exons. The record is from RefSeq and is a predicted model, not a curated record. Gene Ontology annotation, cellular component: Golgi apparatus. Bases 964 to 2331 code for a protein of 455 amino acids. NCBI's taxonomy places the organism in Eukaryota, Viridiplantae, Streptophyta, Magnoliopsida, Malpighiales, Euphorbiaceae.
UCUAUUCAAAACAUGAGAAAAAUCCCUCUACAUGGUAGCUGCUGUAGACAGUAGCCACUUAAUUACAUACCAAUUAUUCAUGUCAUGUCGCUUUCCACUAAGCCCUCGAAUGAACUCGAACUCACAAUCCUUGUCUCGAGCCACCCACGUCUCUCGCAGAUUAUCAUCCAUCUAUCAGAUGCUGUUUGGUGCUAUUUUUCAGGGUGACUGUAUCUGAGUCUGGUACUGUUAGUCGCUAAUUACAAGCGUUGCAAAAGAAAGUUAACAUCCUACAGGCGAAGAGACAAUGAAAUGAUAAUGGUUUUCUUUUGGCUCGCAAUUUAAUCAAAUUUGUUUUCUAGUAGAAGUAUGGGUAUGCAAUACUCUAUUUUAAAAAUGCAAGUUUUCUACAGGAUAUUAGGGCGAAUUUAUAAGAUAUAUAUAAGUGAGAGAAACGGACAGCAUUUCUCCGAUUAUUGGAUUUGGAAGUUUCAGACUAAUCCUUGCUCCCAGACUCCCUGUAGCAUACCCACAAGUGCACCACUCAAUACAAGAAGUCUAGAACAGACAGAGCACCUCUCUCUCUCUCUCUCUCACUUACUCUGCCUCUCCAACGAGAUAAAAGUGGCAGUAGUAUAGAGUAACGGAAAAGAGGAAAAAGUUUUUAUAAUUCUGCCAUAAAUGCCUCCUUUGCUUCCUUCGUACCCAUAACUCUCUCUCUCUCUCUCUCUCUCUCUCUCUCUCUGCCUCUCUUUUAGCCUUUUUUCCAUUCUUUUCCAUUGCAUAACUGACCUACCAAGCAAAGAAGCCCGUGAAAGUACUAUAGCAUAUUGCCAAGGUCCAAUUUCAGUUGCCAUGAAGUUUGUUUUCCUUGCAUACUACACUUCUCUUCUUAUCAUGCUCUCUCUUUGUUUCUCCACCUGGGUUUAAUCACCAACGCCGCAGAAGCCACAACCAGAUUCCAAAAUCUCAUCUUUAGUUCAAAUGUCUGAGAACCCAUCUCAGCAACAGCAAGACCAUGAAACCGUGCAAUUUCCUGAAAUUUUUAAGAAAUUCAAGCGUUUGAGACUUUUUGAACCAUCUGUGGGGGUUUUGGGGUUCUUUUUGGUUACAGUUUGUGUGAUUUGUUGCUUCUUUUACUUGGAUUUCAGGUCUGUAAUUAAUAAGGGGUAUAUAGUUCCAGGAAAAUCAGAAAGGUUUAUGUGGCUGCAGUUUAAUGGAUCGGGUCCAAAUAGAAGAGUGGAGUUUUUGGGAGAGGAGGGUGAUGGAUGUGAUUUGUUUGAUGGGGAAUGGGUGUGGGAUGACAGUUAUCCAUUGUAUCACUCUAAAGAUUGUAGCUUUUUGGAUGAGGGCUUUAGGUGCACUGAAAAUGGCAGGCCUGAUUUGUUCUACACAAAAUGGAGAUGGCAACCCAAGAACUGCAACUUGCCCAGAUAUGAUGCUAAAACGAUGUUGGAGAAUCUGCGCAACAAACGGCUAGUGUUUGCUGGAGAUUCAAUUGGAAGAAAUCAAUGGGAGUCCCUCCUGUGCAUGCUGUCUUCUGCGGUUUCCAAUAAGGAUUCAAUCUAUGAAGUGAAUGGCAGUCCAAUUACCAAGCAUAAAGGAUUUUUGGUGUUCAAGUUUCAGGAUUAUAAUUGCACCAUGGAGUAUUAUCGGGCUCCAUUUCUUGUAUUGCAGAGCCGUCCUCCUGCUGAUGUUCCACAGAAUGUUAAGCUAACCCUCAAAUUGGAUCAAAUGGAUUGGAAUUCUGGCAAGUGGAGUAAUGCUGACGUGCUGGUUCUCAACAUGGGGCAUUGGUGGAAUUACGAGAAAACCAUAAGAGGAGGCACUUACUUUCAAGAAGGAAGUGAGGUGAAAUUGGAAAUGAGGGUUGAACAAGCAUAUCAUAGGUCAAUUGAGACUGUGUUGCAGUGGAUACAGAAUACAGUGAAGACAAGCAAGACCCAAGUUUUCUUCCGUACAUUUGCGCCUGUGCAUUUCAGAGGUGGAGACUGGAGAACAGGGGGAAGCUGUCACUUGGAGACAUUGCCAGAGCUUGGAUCAUCAUUGGUGCCACCAGAAACGUGGACCCAAUACAAAAUAGUAUCUGAUGUGCUAUCAGGUAAUGCAAACCAUGUAUUGAAAUUUGAUAUAUUGAAUAUAACCAAGAUGUCUGCACAAAGAAAAGAUGGCCAUGCAUCUGUAUACUAUCAGCAUUCCAAACCCGCGCCAUUGCGUCGACAGGACUGCAGCCAUUGGUGCCUGCCUGGAGUACCCGACUCAUGGAAUGAGCUUCUCUAUGCAGUGCUACUAAAGCACAAAACUAUGAAGACAUAUAACAUAUCCUUGUUCAAUGCACACAGUUUUGGUUAAGAAAGCUCUAGCUCUUAUUUAUACGCCAGCCCUGAAGACACGAGUUAAGAUGCUUGGAAAUGAUUCCAAUGUUUCUGGGGAUGACAGAAGAAACAGAAUAUGCAGAGUGAAUUCUGUUAUUGUUUGACAGAAAUGGUGAAAACAGAUUAUCAGAUUUCAGCGGAUGUUUGCAUUUGAUAAAGCUAUUGAUCUGGGGAGGCAAUGGUAGUGAGUGGUGGAUGUGCAUAAGAUUUUGGGAAUAAAAUUAAUGAAUUGUAGAGAUGUAUACAAGAAUAGUGUUUAACUCUUUUUUUUUUUUUUUAAAAAAAAAGAUGGGUUGAAAUUUAAAUUUAAAA